UUUGUUUAGUACUUGUGCGGGCAUAGAUUCAUAGAUCGAGAUCAGAUUAGAUUGUGUAGGAAAAAGAUUAAAAUGAGGUUGUUUGAAGCAGCUGGUGGCGGCACUCCACUCCUUUUGUUGUUGGUGUCGUUAGUUUCCUUCGGAACAUGUCGUGUCAUGGCACAAAAAUCCUACAUUGUCCACAUGGACACUUCAUAUAUGCCCAAACAUAUGGCAACUCACGAUCAGUGGUACCGCUCAGUCGUUAAGUCUGCAAAGCUUGUCGGUACCCAGGCAACAUACGACGAAAAGCAGUUGAACGGAGCAUUUCUGUACACUUACCAUCGUGUCAUUAGCGGUUUUAGUGCAGUGUUGGGUGAGAAUGAACUGGAGGCUGUUAAAAAUGUUCCCGGGUUUCUCUCGGCUUACAUGGAUAGAGCUGUGAGUAAGGUCACCACCCACACCACGGAUUUCCUUGGGAUGAGCCUCGGGUCGGGCCUGUGGCCCGCGUCGGAUUACGGCAAAGAUGUGAUCAUCGGCGUCAUUGAUACCGGGGUGUGGCCUGAGAGCGCCAGCUUCAGAGAUGACGGGAUGGCGGAAAUUCCUCAGAGGUGGAAAGGCAAGUGUGAAGGCGGGGAAGGAUUCGGUGCUACACUUUGCAAUAGGAAGCUCAUCGGGGUGAGUUACUUCAACAAGGGGGCGAAGGCUGCUUUGGAUCCGAACACUACCAUAUCCAUCCCGAACUCAGGAAGGGACACUGAAGGACAUGGAACGCACACCUCUUCAACGGCAGCUGGAAACUACGUGGAGGAAGCUUCAUUCUUCGGCUACGCCGCGGGGGCCGCACGAGGGGUUGCACCGAGAGCUAGGCUUGCCAUCUAUAAGGUCUUAUGGGAUGUAAGCACUGCUUCAGAUGUUCUUGCUGGUAUAGAGCAGGCGGUUGCAGAUGGGGUGGAUGUCAUAUCUAUUUCUUUGGCGCCGCCCUAUAACGUGUCGUUGUACGAAGACCCCAUCGCAAUAGGUUCCUUUGGGGCGAUGGCAAAGGGAAUUCUCGUUUCCACCCCCGGAGGAAAUUCUGGCCCCAAAGGAAGGGGAUCCCUAGAAAACGGGAUCCCUUGGGCGCUUACAUCUGCAGCUGGCUCCAUCGAUCGCUGGUUUGCGGGGACGGUGUCUUUGGCGAGUGGGGAGGAGAUAACUGGUUGGACGACAUACCCCUUGGCGAAACCCAUUAGCGGCCAGUUGCCUCUCGUUUACAACAAGACAAUGUCCCAUUGCAACUCAACCCAUCUUUUCUCCAAUCUAAACGCUUCAUCUAUAGUUGUUUGUGAGUCUGAAAAUUUUCAUUCACUCUGGAAGCAAAGCGGAUUUCUUUCAUAUUCCAAAUUUGUCAAAGCAGCCAUCUUCAUUUCUGAUAACCCGGAUUUACAUGAGUUUGUGGACUUCCCAUAUCCCGGCAUUGUUAUUAGCCGUGAACAAUCAUAUGGAAUUAUCAAGUAUUGUAGAAGUAGUAAUGGUGUGCGCAGGCCUCAUGCCAGCAUUCAGUUGAACCAGAAAACAUUACUAGGCACCAAGGGCAAUCCUGUUGUGGCAAGCUACUCCUCCAGAGGUCCUGCCCCCAGCUGCCCAUUGGUCUUGAAGCCCGACUUGAUGGCUCCUGGGACCUUAGUCUUAGCGGCCUGGCCUCCAGCUAUUCGUCCAACUUACAUAUUACGCCCUAACAAUGUCACUGUACCUUUACAGAGCAGCCACGGCUUCAACAUUGAUUAUGGUACGUCCAUGUCAUGCGCUCACUCUUCUGGAAUUGCAGCACUUCUUAAAGGCGCACACCCCGAAUGGAGCCCGGCUGCCAUUCGAUCAGCCAUGAUCACCACCGCCAACCCUAAAGACAACACCGACACCCCUAUAAAGGACCCUACUGACUCCCGCGGUAUUGCUUCCCCUCUGUCAAUGGGAGCGGGCCAAGUUGAUCCAAACCGCGCACUUGACCCGGGCCUGGUUUAUGAUGCCACCCCACAGGACUAUGUGGAUCUUUUGUGCUCCAUGCACUUCUACUCUACCCAAAUUCAAACCAUCACCACAUCAUCCAAAUACAACUGCUCAACUCGCUCUUCUGAUCUCAACUACCCAUCUUUUAUUCUCUUGUACCACCAAUACCACAACCAAAAUGUUACUCGAACCUUUUACAGGACUGUCACAUAUGUUGGGGAUGGCCCAGAAACCUACACCCUCGAUGCCAGCCAAUUACCUCAGAGUUUCCAUACUACUUUCAACCCUGUGAAACUUUCCUUCAAGAAGAAGUAUGACAAGGAAAACUAUACCUUUACUCUCACCUAUAAGGGUAGUCAGACCGGAGAAGUUGAUUUUGGUUCAUUCACUUUCGUUGGCGACAACGGUAAGCAUAGUGUGAGGAGUCCGGUAGUUGUGGCGCCUAUGAUCAAUACAUGGUGAUUAAUAUAUCAUCUCUCUGCUAUCGACCUAAUAAUAUUUCGGGAGUAGUCUCUUUUCUCUCUUUUGUAACUCAUACACUACAUUACGUUAAUUACCUACGUCACUAGUACUUCGUAUGUUGUUUGUUUACAAACUUUCACAUAUAAAUUAUUACCUAUAACGUUUUUUGCUUAUUAAAAUUCAAGUGUUUUGUUGUACACGUAUUGUCC
Messenger RNA from Cuscuta epithymum, 2636 nucleotides. The record is from the annotation of a GenBank genome assembly. NCBI's taxonomy places the organism in Eukaryota, Viridiplantae, Streptophyta, Magnoliopsida, Solanales, Convolvulaceae.